Messenger RNA from Periophthalmus magnuspinnatus, 1035 nucleotides. RefSeq names its product hydrogen voltage-gated channel 1 (gene hvcn1). The transcript has 6 exons. Gene Ontology annotation, molecular function: voltage-gated proton channel activity. Gene Ontology annotation, cellular component: plasma membrane. Lineage: Eukaryota; Metazoa; Chordata; Actinopteri; Gobiiformes; Gobiidae. Gene Ontology annotation, biological process: proton transmembrane transport. The record is from RefSeq and is a predicted model, not a curated record. The coding region runs from base 138 to 818 and encodes 226 amino acids.
GCAGGUCUGAAAUGGAGGUGGAGUUUUUGCUUCAACUAAACUUGGAAGAUCCAAGAUCCUACUCCAGCUCUAAGGAGUUUCAAAACCAAAGCUCUGUUGAAGAGUGAGGAAAGCCUUGUCCUUUGGAGCCCAGUGCAAUGUCCAAGUACCUGCAGCAUUUCACUGCUGUGGGUGACCAGCAGAAGGUCCAGUGGGAAGAUGAGGAGCUGCAUACAGUCAGUGAAGACCUGGGUCCGGCCACGGGACAGUUCCCUCCUGCUCUGACCUUCAGGGACUCUCUGAAGAGGCUCUACAGCUCUGAGCGCUUCCAGGUUGCAGUUGUAUGUUUGGUCAUUCUUGAUGCAGUAUUUGUCCUGGCUGAGCUUAUGAUUGAUCUGGCUAUUAUUCAGUUGGAACACGGACACAUUGCUCCUGAGGUGUUUCAUUACCUGAGCCUGGCCCUUCUGACAUUCUUCAUGGUGGAGCUGAUGGGAAAGCUGUACGCCUACCGUCUGGAGUUCUUUCAUCACAAGUUUGAGGUGUUUGACGGACUGGUGGUAGUCGUGUCGUUUGUGCUUGAUGUUGUCUUCAUCUUCAGAGAGGAUGCGUUUGAUGCCAUGGGUCUACUCAUCCUGCUGCGACUGUGGAGAGUGGCCAGAAUAAUCAAUGGUAUUCUGGUGUCAGUGAAGACUCGAGCAGACCAGAGGCUCCACAAACUGAAGGAGAGUUACGACCACCUUGUCCAGCGAGUCACAGAGCUGCAAGCGCGCACUGAUAAACUGGAACAAGAAAAUCAGAAACUUGAAGCUCUCCUGAAAAAACACAACAUAGAUUCCUAGAUGAAGAAUACUUUUGAAGUUACUACUGUUCUUGAGUGUUAUAGACCUGAUUCUUAGCACAUAACAAUGAGAAAUAACAUUUCAUUGUUUUGAGAAAUCAAGUUUCAUUGAAAUUAUUUUUCCAUUAUUGUCUGAUGUGAUUCUGUGUGAUGUUAUAUCAACAUUAACUUGAAUGUUGCAGUGCAUCGGUUAUAUUUGUCUGUAUAUAGUAAAAAAA